Messenger RNA from Entrophospora sp. SA101, 318 nucleotides. The record is from the annotation of a GenBank genome assembly. NCBI's taxonomy places the organism in Eukaryota, Fungi, Glomeromycota, Glomeromycetes, Entrophosporales, Entrophosporaceae.
AUGUACAUUGAUGAUUCUGAACGUCUUAGCAAAGCACUCAGUAUACCAUUUGAUCAAGUCCCCUAUUUUAAAAGUUGGAGAAUUUCCUUAAAAAGUCACUCGUUGAACCUGUCAGAAAAAAUUAUGUUCAAAUGUGCAAUAUCAAUUAGAUGUUGCUUUAGAAUUGUCACUGAAGGAAAUGAGAUAAAUCAAGCUUUAGUUAUUGACAAACUUAUCAAAGACCUGUUAGCAAUUUUAAGUGAAAAAUAUGAGAUUGUUAUGGCCCGAAAUUUGUCAGACCACAGAGAAGAAGCUUCAUCCAGACUUCUUGAUACUUAA